Molecule: messenger RNA, 908 nt
Organism: Chiloscyllium plagiosum (whitespotted bambooshark)
Lineage: Eukaryota; Metazoa; Chordata; Chondrichthyes; Orectolobiformes; Hemiscylliidae
Product: V-type proton ATPase subunit G 2-like
Biological process (GO): synaptic vesicle lumen acidification
Cellular component (GO): vacuolar proton-transporting V-type ATPase, V1 domain; vacuolar proton-transporting V-type ATPase complex; synaptic vesicle membrane
Molecular function (GO): ATP hydrolysis activity; proton-transporting ATPase activity, rotational mechanism
Source: RefSeq, a predicted model, not a curated record
AAAUAAUAUAUGGUCUGCCUCUGCAAUCUGUGACAGUCAUGGUGAUUUGAACAAGCACUAGGACCCUGAGGAAUCUUUCUUUGAACCUCAUCUGGUACCUGAUCUAGAAGAAGCAGACAUAGAGAAAAUAAAAUGGCUAGCCAGUCACAAGGAAUACAACAGCUUCUCCAUGCUGAGAAACGAGCUGCAGAGAAGGUUGCUGAGGCCAGGAAACGCAAGGCUCGGCGGCUGAGGCAAGCGAAGGAAGAAGCACAGGGUGAGAUUGAACAGUAUCGUCUGGAGAGGGAGAAGGACUUCAAACAUAAGCAAGAAGCAGUUAUGGGGUCCCAAGGUAACUUGGCAGCGGAGGUCGAGCAACAGACACGUCAGAAGAUCCAGGCAAUGCAGGCCAACCAUCACCGCAACAAGGAGAAAGUCCUUCGCCAACUGCUAAUGCUGGUGUGUGACAUCAAGCCUGAAAUACACCACAAUUAUCGCAUUAAGAUGUAGGCAAGCAUAAAAUGUGAUGAUCUACCAUUGCACCACAACCGGUGCCUCAAAAAUAAUGGCUAGCCACUUGUCAAAAAUUAAAAUUCAGACCUGGUUAAGUGAUUGGCUAAAGCAUCAAUUCUCCUGCUUGUAAUACACUGCUCACAAGUUGUAAAUUAUUGUGUCUCUCCCAGUUGUUCAUGGGAAUAACUGAGAAUACAUGAAAUAUGCUACGUACAGAAAGCCAGCAUUGAUCUAAAAACAUUUGCCACUACUAUUAGAUUCACCUUCUAAAAAUUGGGAGUUCAUUCAGUUCAUUUCAAUGUGCUCAUGAAUUCUUGGAAUUAUGGAAGAUUGUUGCUAAAUUGGUGAGUUUUCCUCAUGUCCUGCACAGAAAUUGCUGAUAGGGAUUCUCCAGUAUUAAAAUAUUAUGUUAUUUU